UACACAGAAGUGGUUUAGGAACAAUUUUCCUUUCGAGUUUAAAAUCAGUCUCUCAGAGCAACAUUUUGAUUUAAAGAUUACGAGUCUAACAUGCUGAUGAGUCAGAGAAACCGAGCACAGUGCCGGGAGUUCACCGGACCAACACCUCAUUCAGUGGCAGUGAGGGCACGAUAUCCAUCAUCCAGACCCCCUGAUUACCUUAUCUUGGAGCGGAGGAAACAGGAGACCAUGCGGGACAAGGUGCUGGAGUUUACCAAAGACCAAAGUGCCUGUGACCUGAGAAUGCGCUGGGAAAGAAACACUGAACGGCGGAUGGUGUCGGCCACUAUAGAGAGGCGUGUCCAGGAGGCCAUGGGACAGUAUCAGAUGAGCAUUGAUGAAAGGAGAGAAAGGCUACGUGAGAUGCUGGAAUCUGAGGAGAGAGAAUUUCUGAGAGAGCAAGAAGAAAAGAAAGAGACAGUGCUUGAGAGGCAAACUAAAAUGAGAGAGAGAGCAAAGUAUCUGCAGGAGAAAAGGGAGAGCGAGAGACAGAAACUUGUUGCUGAUAAGCUCGAUCAGCUGUUCAGAGAACAGUGUGAGGAGCUGCGGGCUGCUCAGACACAUCGCAGACAGGAUGAGGUCUGCAGGGAGCGAGCUGCACAGAUCCGUUCACGGGAGGAAGAGCGCCGGCUGCAUCAGGGUGAAGAAAUGCUCUUUGCCCAGCUGUGGGAGAGUGACCGGCUAGCCAAAGAGGAGCGUGAGAACCAGCAGGCCCAGCGUCAGCGAGAAAGCAACUUUCAGACGCUGGCUUUCCUGCAGGCUCAGAUGGAGGCUGCAGAGCAGCAGAGACUGCAGGCCAAACAGCUCAAAGAAGAAGAGGCCCAGUUACUGCGAGAACAGAGGGAGAUGCUGCGUCUGGAGGAACAGCGGGGGCACAUGCAGAAGCUCCAGAGCCAGCAAAGCCGGCGCAGGCAGCUGGAUCUCUCCCUGCGGCUAAAGAUGAAACGAGUGGCGCAGGAGCAGCAGGAUGAGCUGGCGUUGGAUAUGAGCAUUCUGGAGCAGUUGCUGACACACGAGAGGGAUGAGAAAAAGGAAGAAGCUCUCAGAAAGCUGGAACUACGUGAGGAGCAGCAGAAGUAUCGUCAGUACCUGGCCGAGCAGCUGAAGGAGCAGAGACGUCAGGAGGCAGAGACAGAGAAGCUGAUCGAAGCGGAGCUCCAGCAAACCUGGAGCCGCAGAGUGCAACAAUGGCGUCUGGAAAAAGAAGCCAGAGAUCGGCUCAUGAAAGAUGUACUGGACAUUCGCCGCUUACAAAUCCAGGAAAAAUUGGAGCGUAAUGCUGAGAAACAGGCUGAACUUGCUGAGGAGAGAGAGGAGCUGAAUAGAGUCAUCCAGGAAAACAAGCUGUUGGAUGAACAGGAAAAAACUUGUCUCAGGGAAGCCUGUCAGGAAUACCAGGCUGAUCUGCUGGCUCAGAUGUUGCACCAGCAGCAGCUACGUGAAGCGGAGAAGGCUGAAAAAGAGCAGGAGUUCCAGAGGGGCUUGAUCUACCAGGAGAAGUACAAUCAGAAGAUACAGGACAUCCUGUCCAGGCCUGUCUCCAACACUACAGCAGUUCACCCCUUCAGGAGAAGAGAUCGACCCACCUCCAGCUAAACCUGGCAUAAGCUAAUUGCCUAACAAUGCUAACAGUACAUGAUUAGAACUCAAUACUCAAAUGCCCCUAUGAAAAAAAAAGAAAUUAAAUAAAGUAUACUUGGUCA
Colossoma macropomum (tambaqui) is the source of this 1742-nucleotide messenger RNA. RefSeq names its product cilia and flagella associated protein 53 (gene cfap53). The record is from RefSeq and is a predicted model, not a curated record. Lineage: Eukaryota; Metazoa; Chordata; Actinopteri; Characiformes; Serrasalmidae.